Molecule: messenger RNA, 492 nt
Organism: Phanerochaete carnosa HHB-10118-sp
Lineage: Eukaryota; Fungi; Basidiomycota; Agaricomycetes; Polyporales; Phanerochaetaceae
Exons: 2
Coding region: 1-312 (103 amino acids)
Source: RefSeq, a predicted model, not a curated record
AUGUCCGGACCUAAGGCCGCCCCAGGAGUUGUCGAGUACACUCCUCCCAAUAUAUUUCGAGGUUUCUUCCACAUCGAUGGGUCAAUCUACCAUUUCAUCGCUCCGACAUCAAUCACUUCGCACCCGUUCAAGGCCAGCGAAGCCACGCUGACUUACGUCGAAUUGCCGAGUGGUACGCACUCGUAUAGCGGAACGUUCGGGGACAGCGUCAACAUAGCCAGCAACGACGGGAAUACCAUCAGUGGGAAGAUUGAUCCGCCUGGCGCAGUGGAUCCCCCGGUCUCUGUCCAAGCCUCUCUUACUUGGCAAUGAGGCCAAGGCUCGGAGAGCUGAUUUUGUGCAGUGAGCUGUCAUCGGGAGGAUGAUAUCAUUCGCGCCAUGACCAGCAAAUAAGCGAAAUGGCCUGAGUAUGUAUUUGUAUUCCCCAGCGCCCGGUUGUAUCAAUGUAUUGUCCAUGUAUCGUUGACACCCCAUUGCGUGACAACCAUAUGG